AAUCACCGGUAACUGGAGCGGUGUGAAACUGAAGAAAAGGGAAUUCUAUCGUUGAAAGCAGAAAAUAAGUCAACAUGCAGGUGUUCGUUUUGGCCUUAGCUGGCAUGUUGUCAACAGCAACAGCUAUGUACUCGGCGGGUGACAGUGUCGUUGAGUUAACACCUGCCAACUUUGAUAAGGAGGUGAUGAGGAGUGAUGAAUUGUGGCUCAUUGAGUUCUAUGCUCCAUGGUGUGGUCAUUGUCAGUCCCUGGCUCCUGAAUGGAAGAAAGCAGCUAAAGCCCUGAAGGGUGUGGUUAAGGUGGCUGCUGUAGAUGCUGAUGCUCAUGGACAACUGGGUCAGAGAUAUGGUGUUCAGGGAUUCCCCACCAUUAAAAUUUUCGGGGCCAAUAAAAACAAACCAGAGGAUUAUCAAGGUGGACGUACAGCUAAUGCCAUCAUUGAUACAGCAAUGUCGAAGGUCAAGGCCAUGGUGAAUGACCGUAUGAGUGGCCGAGGAGGUAGCAGCGGUGGUGGAAGUGGUGGUGGAUCACAGUCUGGAGAUCCCAAGGAUGUGAUUGAGCUGACAGAUGGAAACUUCCAGAAUUUGGUACUGGAUAGUGAAGACCUCUGGUUAGUGGAGUUUUUUGCACCAUGGUGUGGUCACUGUAAGAACCUUGCACCACAUUGGCAGUCAGCUGCCUCACAACUGAAAGGCAAAGUCAAGUUUGGAGCUGUGGAUGCUACUGUACACACUGUGUAUGCUGGCAGAUACGGGGUACGUGGCUACCCAACCAUCAAGAUGUUCCCAGGGGGAAAGAAAGAUGGGGAGGCUGUUGAUUAUGACGGAGGUCGAACAGCUUCAGAUAUUGUUGCUUGGGCAACUGAAAAAGUAGCUGCUAAUAUUCCACCCCCUGAAAUCUACCAGGUGACAUCUCAGGAUACUAUAAAGGAGAACUGCCAGGACCACCAGAUUUGUGUUGUGGCUGUCUUGCCACAUAUUCUUGAUUGCCAGGCAGACUGUAGGAACAACUACCUAUCAAUUCUAAAACGCCUGGGAGAAAAGUACAAGAAAAACCAGUGGGGAUGGGUUUGGUCCGAGGCUGCAGCCCAGCCAGAGCUCGAGUCGGCCCUUGGUAUUGGAGGGUUUGGUUACCCAGCAAUGGUAGCUCUUAAUUCAAGAAAGAUGGUUUACGUUCUACUGAAGGGACCAUUCAGCGAGAGUGGCAUCAAUGAAUAUCUGAGGGACCUGUCAUAUGGCAAAGGGUCCUCAGUACCAAUGAGAGAAAAGGAGCUACCCACAGUACAGAAUCUGGAACCCUGGGAUGGAAAAGAUGGAGAGAUGUACGUGGAAGAAGAAAUCGAUCUGAGCGAUGUUGAACUGGACGACCUCAAGGAUGAACUAUGAUUUAGAAAACCAGAAUUUAUUUAUCAUUUUAUGUAUGUAAAGUUAGUGAGAAUGGUGUUUGAUGAAAAUUCAGUGUGGAAAGUUGUAUGUAGAAUUGUACAAGUUUGUUUAAGUUACAGUAUGAAAGACUACCAGAGAGGAUCAAUUGUGUGUAAUUUUGUAUGGCAUUGAACAUUUACAGUAUGGAAAAGUGUGUGAAAAUGUAUGCUGUUAUGUUUACAUAUUGUUACUUCAGAAACAACAGCCUCACAAGCAGAGGUUUUCUAGAAGUGUAAACAGCUGGUGCUCCCUCCCUAGAUAAGAUAUUAAUCUACAUUGCUGUUAUCACAUUGAAGAGUCAUGUACAGGUGUUGUGCUGCAUCUUACCUGUGUGAUUUAGGUAAGAAUGUGUUUUGAUCAUGUAUGGGUCAGAAAUUCCAUCCCAAGACUGUGGUUUUAAUUUCUUUCCUUCUAUCCAAAACUAACUGGUAGAAUAAGCAGUCUUUGUUAUAGAAAAACAUUUGUUCACAAUUAUGAUAAUUCCAUACUGGAUGUGUUUCAGAAAUGAUUGUUCACAACAGUACAUUCAGAUUUGGAUCAUUGUAGAUCAACAUAAAAUUGUACCAGUUUUCUUUAUACGUAACUUGAAGGACAUAGGAUACCAGUUAUUUCUUUCAUGAAAUGAUGGACCAUUGUUAGAUAUGUACAUAGUAAAUGUAAUAUAGAUUGUUGUGGACCUGUGAGUUGGAGUUACUGGCAAAGAUUUUGUGUGUUGUAGACUUUUGUAUGGCUCAAUGUUACCUAUAGCAAGCCUAGUCUACACAUCAUUUCUAUGCCAAGAAUACAGAUUAUUAAGGUAUUUGACUAAGUACCUGAUGAAAGCCAAGCAUUUUGUGAUUAUAUAUUGUCAUUCCUGUAGCGUGAAAAGUACAUUGUAGGUUCCUGAAUUUGAUCUUCUGCAUGCAUCCCCCCUUGAUUCGUUACGACCACUGGUGUUGGUGUUGUAUGUGUGUAUAGACGGUGUUUAGAUUUCACCCUUGUGGUUUUUUCGUCAUUGUUUCAUUCCCUAGUCAUUUGAUAAUACACUGAGUUAUCCAAAUAUAGAUUAAGAGUUAAAUAUUGAGUGGUUUGUUGGUCCAUCUCUGGUGUUAAAAGCCUUAAUAUCUUUACUACAAAAAUAUAUUUCAAGGGCAGAUGCUUUUACAGAUGUUUCGUAUGAUACCAGGUACCUCAUUCAUUCUUUUAUUGGUAGCUGAUGAUUUUUGUAGAGGUUUGAUAGUUUAUUCUGAAACGUAAACAUGGUUGUAAGAGUGCAGCACAUUCCUGGAUCAUUGUCUCGCAUGUAGCAGUUGUUUACCAGUUCAUACAGACAGAGAUACAAAACUUGUGUGGAGGACUGUCUGAUAUUGUUUACAGGGUAAUCAAGUAGAUUUGAUGAUUCUGUUUUACAUUGUAAAAUCAUCUGUUUUUUUCUGACUCAAUUUUUGUGGUUUUUCAAAAAGAGCAUACUUAUUUGCACUUGAUUUUAUGGACAAAUCUUGCAUGUGAAAUCCACUAGUAAUAAAAACGUUUGUAAAUUAUCAUCUCUUCAUCAUGUUUCUGAUAAUACCCACAUAAACAUGAACGAGUUCAGAAUGUACAGAUCAAUAAAAUUCAGGACUCUGCUUCCUCAGGACAAUAAUCUGACCACCAGUUGGUUCUGAAGUAACUUUCUGUAUAUUUGACAUUGUUAAAGCGUAUGGAUGUUAGUGGGUUACACUUCAGCUGUCGCGUUUGACAAUGUUGCGCUAUAAGAUGCCUGUGUUUGGCUGUGCGGUUGUGUUUUCUGUCAUGUUGUUUCUAGAGAUCAUGUUAUGAGUAAAGUUUUCUGUCACCAUGAGAUUACCUGUUGCUAGGUAUCAUCUCGCCGACAAACGCCAGUGUACUGAUGACUUGUGCGACAAAACAUUGGUAUACUGGCAACAUGUGUUGAACGUUGGUGUACUGGCAAUUGCGUCAUGUGACCAUGUAGUGAAACUAUUUCUCACAAAAACAUUCAAUUGUAAUCAUUUACACUGAAGCCACAGUUAUAUUGUGCUAAAAAAGAAUGCUUUAUAUUAUCUACAUCGAAGACAUUAUGUAACUUUUAAAUAAUCUUUUUUUUCAUUCAUUGUGAGUGUUAAUAUUAAUUACUGGUCAAUACCUGUACAGUCAACAUAAUGCGAUCAUGUGAACAUGUAAGUUGCUAUGAUGAAACCAUGAAAAAUAAAAUACAUAUAAUUUUU
Ylistrum balloti is the source of this 3628-nucleotide messenger RNA. RefSeq names its product protein disulfide-isomerase A6-like. Gene Ontology annotation, molecular function: protein-disulfide reductase activity; protein disulfide isomerase activity. The record is from RefSeq and is a predicted model, not a curated record. Gene Ontology annotation, cellular component: endoplasmic reticulum lumen. The transcript has 11 exons. NCBI's taxonomy places the organism in Eukaryota, Metazoa, Mollusca, Bivalvia, Pectinida, Pectinidae. Bases 75 to 1385 code for a protein of 436 amino acids. Gene Ontology annotation, biological process: response to endoplasmic reticulum stress.